Messenger RNA from Drosophila suzukii, 384 nucleotides. RefSeq names its product single-stranded DNA-binding protein. The record is from RefSeq and is a predicted model, not a curated record. NCBI's taxonomy places the organism in Eukaryota, Metazoa, Arthropoda, Insecta, Diptera, Drosophilidae.
CAACGUCGCAGCGUCCUCAUCUAUUGGGAUUAUCAACAGAUCGAAUUUAUAUUUAAGCACAACAUGAAGUUCUUGGUGAUCGUUUUCGUGGCCCUGCUUGCCCUCGCCUCCGCUGCGCCCCAAUUCGGAUUCGGAGGAUUUGGUGGUCAGCAGCAACAGCAGCAGGAAGGAUUUGGUGGAUUCGGAGGAGGCGGAUUUGGGCAGCAACAGCAGCAGCAAGAAGGCUUCAGUGGAGGAUUCGGAGGUGGUUUCGAACAACAACAGCAGCAGCAAGAAGGCUUCAGUGGCGGAUUCGGAGGAUUCGGCGGCGAGCAACAGCAGCAGCAGCAGCAAGGAGGCUUCUUUUAAGGCCAUAAAAUUAUGACAUAGCACACUAAAAAACAA